This is a messenger RNA of Rhineura floridana, 5758 nucleotides long. It is a transcript of the gene SEMA3D, whose product is annotated as semaphorin 3D. The record is from RefSeq and is a predicted model, not a curated record. The transcript is spliced from 18 exons. Gene Ontology annotation, biological process: positive regulation of cell migration; negative regulation of axon extension involved in axon guidance; negative chemotaxis. Gene Ontology annotation, molecular function: semaphorin receptor binding; chemorepellent activity. NCBI's taxonomy places the organism in Eukaryota, Metazoa, Chordata, Lepidosauria, Squamata, Rhineuridae. Bases 474 to 3227 code for a protein of 917 amino acids.
GAUGGUUUGGGGCGGGGAGGAGAGAGACUCACACGUCUCCCCUCCAAAUCUUCCCCAGACACAGAUUUUGGAGCCCCAUCUGUGAAUCAAAGGCCUCUUUGGAAAAAAAAAAUCAAGAAGAGAGGCUUCCUCAUCAGCCCGGCCCCUGACGAAGCCAACGCCGCUCCCAGCAGCAGCAGCGCCGGUGCACCUUUCCCCGAGUCUCGCAGCCUCGUCUCUUGCAACAACCUGCAAACUUCGGGGCGCUGAGAGCGCGUGGCCUCCGGGGCUACCCUGGACUGGAGGGGAUCGGCUUAAUAAUAAUAACAAUGAUGAUAGCAGUAGCAGCUACCACAGCCUGGUCGUUCUCUAUUUAGAGAGGGCCGCUGGCCUGGCUCUGGCCAGCCGACGCUGGGUGACCCGGUCUGGAGUUGGCCCAGGGACAGCCGCCUGGCGCGAGGACUUGCUGCUGCCGCUGCUGCUGACACACGUGGAUGAAAUGUGCCGUCGUCUGCCGGGAGGAGAAGACGCCGGCCAAGUUGCUGGAGGGCGUGUGCGCCAGAGAAACUGACACUUGGAAACCGCGGCCUUGGACCAGGAGAGAGAGAGCGCGAGAGCAUCGGAGAGGAGAAGAAGAGGAGGGGAAAACAAGCCGCUUCUGUCUGAAGUUUUCCAAACUCGGAGAAUCGCGUUCGCUGGCAGGCGGCGGCAGCACUGCAGCAGCGCCCUCUGUUCUCCGGCUCCGUGAGCGCCGCGGCUCUCUCGCUGGCUUCUCCCAGCCGCUCGCCAACGCCAGGAGCCGCUUUGCCCGUCAGGACAGAGGCGCCGCGCGUCUGCCUCCCGGGGCAACUGACAGAGCCGGCGAGAUCCCCCGCAGGCAACAAAUCUCUUUGGGAUUAUUAAAAGAAGACAUUUUAUUCAGCGUGAGUGCGAGAAAAAAAUCUGGAGAAAUGACUGGAAUGAGAUUGUUCAAAACACAACAUAUCUGUGUGAUGUUAUGCCUGGGAAUACUACUCUUACCAGCCUCCAGAACAUCAAAACAAAAUGUACCGAGACUUAAACUCUCCUAUAAAGACUUGCUGCUUUCCAACAGCUGUGUUCCAUUCUUGGGCUCAGCGGAGGGGCUGGAUUUUCGAACCGUGCUGCUCGAUGAAGAAAGGGGUCGGCUGUUCCUUGGUGCUAAAGACCACAUUUUUCUGCUCAGCUUGGUAGAUUUAAACAAAAAUGUAAAGAAGAUAUAUUGGCCUGCAGCAAAGGACAAGGUGGAUUUAUGCAAACUAGCCGGGAAAGAUGCACAUACAGAAUGUGCCAACUUCAUCAGAGUCCUGCAGCCUUACAACAGGACUCAUGUUUAUGUCUGUGGUACGGGAGCUUUCCACCCAGUCUGUGGCUACAUAGAACUUGGAACACACAAAGAGGAAGUGGUGUUCAGAUUUGAAGCUCAGAACUUGGAGUCUGGCAGACUGAAAUGUCCUUUUGAUCCUCAACAGCCUUUUGCAUCUGUCAUGGCAGACGAAUACCUUUAUUCUGGAACUGCCUUGGAUUUCCUUGGCAAGGAUACUGCUUUAACACGUUCUCUGGGCUCAUCACAAGACCACCAUUACAUCAGGACAGAUAUUUCUGAACAUUACUGGCUCAGUGGAGCAAAGUUUAUCGGAAUCUUUCCUAUCGCGGACACUUAUAAUCCAGAUGAUGACAAAAUCUAUUUCUUUUUCCGAGAAGUUUCUCAAGACAGCAGUACCUCUGACAAAACCAUCCUUUCUCGAGUUGGCCGAGUCUGUAAGAAUGAUAUGGGAGGUCAACGUAGCCUUAUAAACAAGUGGACAACAUUCCUGAAAGCAAGGCUCAUUUGCUCAAUACCUGGCCCAGAGGGAGCAGACACACAUUUUGAUGAGCUACAAGAUAUAUUCUUACUUUCCACAAGAGAUGAAAGAAAUCCGAUGGUGUAUGGUGUCUUUACUGCUACCAGCUCUGUGUUCAAGGGUUCUGCUAUUUGUGUGUACAGCAUGGCUGAUAUCAGAGCUGUUUUCAAUGGACAUUAUGCCCAUAAGGAGAGUGUGGACCAUCGCUGGGUUCAAUAUGAUGGCCGGAUUCCAUACCCCAGGCCUGGUACGUGUCCCAGCAAAACAUAUGACCCAUCAAUCAAGUCCACCAGAGAUUUUCCUGAUGAUGUCAUUAGCUUCAUAAAGCGUCAUCCAGUGAUGUAUAAAUCAGUCUACCCAGUGACCAGGGCACCUGUGUUUACUCAAAUCAAUGUGGACUACAGGCUGACUCAGAUUGUGGUGGAUCGUGUCAUGGCUGAAGAUGGCCAAUAUGAUGUCAUGUUCUUAGGGACAGAUGUAGGAACCGUACUGAAAGUGUUGAGCAUAAACAAGGAGAAGCGAGACAUGGAGGAGGUGGUCCUGGAAGAGCUGCAGAUAUUCAAGCAUCAGUCACCUAUUUUGACUAUGGAGAUGUCUCCAAAGCAGCAACAAUUGUACAUUGGUUCCAGAGAUGGAUUGGCUCAGCUCUCAUUGCACAGAUGUCAUACAUAUGGGAAGGCUUGUGCAGACUGUUGCCUUGCCAGAGACCCAUAUUGUGCUUGGGAUGGAAAUUCAUGCUCCAGAUACAUGCCAACAUCUAAAAGACGUGCAAGGAGGCAAGAUGUCAAAUAUGGAGACCCAAUUACCCAGUGCUGGGAUGUUGAAGAUAGCAUUAGUCAUGAAACCACCAAUGAAAAGGUGAUUUUUGGCAUUGAAUUUAAUUCAACAUUCCUGGAAUGCAUUCCAAAAUCCCAGCAAGCUUCCAUUAGGUGGUUUAUUCAGCGGUCUGGAGAAGAGCACCGGGAAGAGCUGAAACCAGAUGAAAGAAUAAUCAAGACAGAAUAUGGACUGUUGAUCCGCAGCUUGCAGAGGAAAGACACUGGAGCAUAUUAUUGUAAAGCGCAAGAGCACACAUUUGUCCAAACUAUUGUGAAGUUAAAUUUAAAUGUCAUAGAGAACGGACAGAUGGAAAGCUCUCAGAAAACAGAAGAUGAAGGGCGGGAUCUGCUCGCUGAGUCACGCCUCCGGUAUAAGGAUUACAUCCAGCUUCUGAGUAGCCCCAGCUUCAGUCUGGAUGAGUACUGUGAGCAGAUGUGGCACCGGGAAAAGAAACGGCAGCGUAACAAAGGUGGGGCAAAGUGGAAACAUGUCCAAGAGAUAAAGAAGAAAAGGAACCGGAGGCAUCACCAACCUGCUAGCCAACACACUAGGCCUGUGUCUACAUAGUAUGCAUAUUUUAUUUUAAAAAAGGACUUAUUUUGCAAAUGAAAAUACUUUUGUUAGGUUUUAUGGGCCCUCCUUCUUGAUGUUGCUUCUCUCAAAGAGACCAGCCAAUGCAUAGUCAUUAAUGUAUAUGAGACCCCCAUAGAAGAAUACCCUAGCAAUGGCCAAAAAACACAAAAACUUCAGGAGCUGUCUGCUGUUCAGUAGUUCUCAGAUUUGAACUGAGAUAACUUCAUUUGAAUCUCAGGGCCUGAAGAGUAAAUUUGUGUAAUGUAUCAAAUGGCUGUUCUGUUGUUUCCUUAUAAAAACAUAGACCAUGAGCUGUCUGAACAACUUCUAGGUCCCACCGUAGAGGUGUCUGUAUUUCACAGCAGGCUGAUUAAAGUGUAGGUAAGGGACUGUUAAAAAUAGAGCAGCAUACCCCUGCACAAUAACCCAAUAAUGGGCUUAUAUAUAUGACCUCAUGGAUUGUGCUUACAUAAACGCACACACAAACCCUUCCCAGGGCAUGGCAUGGCCUACUGACUUUGUCUGGCAAAGCAUCACUACAUAGAAAUAGACUCCAGAGGCUAGUUUUGUGGUGCCAGCAGUCCAUGUAUCCACAUAGAUUACAGACUUGGCCCCUUUCUGAACCUUCUUAAAGAUGCAGCCUGGUAAGUUGUAGAUUCUUGGUAAGGCUGUGGGGCCCUCCAUACAACACAGAAUGCCCCUCCCCAGACAUCACCAUACAGGGGCUCACUUCACUUAACUGUAUGCUGUACAUUUGCAUUUCCUGGCCAAUAUGGACAGAGUGGGUCAUAGCCUAAAACUGGGCACUAACACUGAGUUAAUUCAUAAAAAAGCAAAUAUAUUCCUCGUUUUUUAGGAAGAAAUGUAGAGGUUUAUUCAUUAGGAUGUAAGUAGCAACUGGUCUGAAGGCCUUCUGCUGAGAUGACAUGUUGACUCUAAUUGGAAAUGCCAGCAAAGAUACUCAAGAAGCAAGUGGGAGGUAUGCACACAAAUCCUAUUAGUUAGUAAUGGGAUUUCUGCCAGCACUGUCUUCCAUCUGUCUCUGAAGGCAUUUUUCCCCAUCCAUGUCUCAUCUCACCUCUGCUACUUUUAACUCUUUUGUUGCUUUGCAUUUGCUUCUUUGAUACAAACAACAACAAAAUUAAAUCCACCAACGAAACUGCGGGAAGCAAUUUGCCAGCCCAAAAUGGUGGAAACAGCCUUUCUACUUAGCUACGUAUUCUUUGGGUAUAAAGGUCUUAUGUAUUUUAGAGACAGUGGUGCAUUGUGGGAAUUAAUGUUUUAUAUUUGUACUAAAAUAAAAUUAAAACAAAGUCCAUGUGUAAAUAUUGCACAAGUUAGAGGUGGGCAGCUACGCAAUUUUGUAAAAUGUCCUCCUCAAGUUGUUGUUGUUGUUGUUCAAUAAGUUUAGUUGUCCUGACUGAGUGAGAAUCUGGGUCUGAUGCCAGGCUAACUUACUCCAGGUUAACCCUGGGCUAUGUAGUCUAUCAGCAUAAUUGAAGUUGGUUUAUAGUGCCAGAACUGAGAUAAAACAAGAAUAGCAUCUCAUCUUAUCAUCUCAAGGCUGUCCCUACAUUACACUGCCUUCUUACUAGCAUCCCUCCCAUCCUCUGCCCUGCCAUUCCCUCCCUCCCUCAUACACACACACACACACUUUUUGCUUUUCACGCUUUUUGAGUGUGAAAUGACAAAUUAUCCACUUCCUCACAUGGAAGAAAGCUUUGAUGGAUGCCAAAACUUUCCUUGUUUCUCAUGCAUUCUCCUCAUCUUGGGAGCAAAGUCUGUGGGGAAGCCAUGUAAUUGGUGUGCCAUUCAUUAAAGCAAAGCGCCAGCAUUGAUUUUCAGCUCUGGAAAAAAUUAGUAGUAGUUAUCCACUGUUGCUCUGUAUGUGUAACUACAUUUUUUUCUGAUUAAUAAUUGUACAGAUGCCGUUUUGUUCUGUUCUGCAUUUGUGUUUGGAUAAAGGGAUGCGCGCAUGGAAAAUAUAAAUGUUAAUGAUUCACAUCAUCAUGAAAUAAUAAUAAUAAUAAACUUUAUUUCUACCCCGCCCUUUUUCCAAUAGGACUCAGAGCGGCUUACAACUAAAAACAACACCAUUAAAACAUACAGAGUAUAUUAUUAAAAAAGAAUUAAACUAUGAGAAAAAUUAAAACCAUAAAAUAUAGGUUAAAAACAGCGGACAAUUUAAAAUAAUAAAAUCAUAUAAUGUAAUCACCAAACCUAUGAGACUUAAUCCUGGUCGUUCUCUAUCCCAAAUGCCCGUUGAAAUAAAACAGUCUUUACUUGUCGCCGGAAAGACGGCAAGGAGGGAGCUGAUCGCACCUCACUUGGAAGGGAGUUCCACAGCCUAGGGGCGGCCACCGAAAAGGCCCUAUCUCGUGUCCGCGUCAUAUGUGCUUGCGAAGGUGUGGGGAACACAAGAAGGGCCUCACCUGAAGAUCUCAAAUCCUGGACAGGUUCAUGUAGGGAGAUACGAUCUGUCAAAUAGUCUGGACCUGAGCCAUAUAGGGCUUUGUAGGUCAAAA